Molecule: messenger RNA, 1458 nt
Organism: Ostreococcus tauri
Lineage: Eukaryota; Viridiplantae; Chlorophyta; Mamiellophyceae; Mamiellales; Bathycoccaceae
Product: unnamed product
Exons: 3
Coding region: 1-1458 (485 amino acids)
Source: RefSeq, a predicted model, not a curated record
AUGCCCGCGCGAGAGGCAUCGCGCGCGUCGACGGUCGGGGAGAACGCGACGGAGGCGAAGACGACGACAGUGCCGCGAAGGUCGAGCGGGCGGAACGCGACGACGACGGCGACGGUGACGGUGACGACGACGCCGCGAACGACGCGGGCGAGCGAGAGAGGGGACGACGGUGAAGAUAAAGGCACCGUCGACGCCGCGGUGACGAUACCGAGACGGGCGAGAACGGCGACGCGACGGCGUGUGCGACAGAAUCCGACGACGGACUUGGGGGGCGUCAGGAGCGCGGAUGUGAAGGAUGAGGCGAAUGGGAACGCGGGUGGCGCCUCAGACGCGGGCGAACGGAAGAAUCCAGGUGCGAUGAAGAGGAACGAGAACGAGCAAUCGAACGGUGAGAAGCGAAAGGGCCCACGAUCGGACUCACCGAGCGAGGAUAAUAAACCGGCUGCGACAAAACCGCGAAUUCGGCCUAGUAAGAAUGAGAGAGAAAUCGCCGAGGCGUUGUUCAACCUCGCCACGCUCGCCGCAGACGUUGACACGGGUGGGGGGACUAAGAAGAACGCGUCGAAGAGGCCGAAGAAGCGAACGGUGACGAAUGUCGCGCAGGAGAAGACGACGUCUGGCGUGAACACGGUGACGAUUCCGCCGACGAUAGGGGACAUGGGCGGCGUUUCGAACACGGUGGCCGGGUACGAAUUAGCCUAUGGCGUGGGCGCACCAAUUUCCGGUCCCGUUGAUUACAGCGCUCAGUACGGGGCGAGUGCGGUGAAUCGCUAUGGCGUGAGCUUCGUGCCUCGCGGGAAGCCGUUCCAAAACUCGGCGUUGCACGUGUACAUCGCGCAUUUCAUCGAUUUGACGCAGCAGGCGGCGAAACAGCAGACGCUGGUGCAUCAAGAGCUUGCGGCGCACCUCAGUGGGAGCAUUGGGAACGCACCGUCGCCUUCGGACGUCGGAGCGCUCAUGGCACACGCGCAAGAGGCUGGAACUUCGGGAGUAGGGGUAUUCGGCGCGGCGAGCGGGCUUCCAUUCGUCACCCCGCACGCGAUGGCGGCGAUGAUGUCUGGACAACCGGGCGGGGGAGCGCCCGACAUGCAACAGGUGCAGUUCAUAAACAUGAUGAUGCAAUACGCCGCGGCGUUUCCGAUGUUUGGAGCUCCUCCGGGGUUUGGUCCGCCCGCUCAGGGCGGCCAUGACGGAGUCGCGGCCACGGGUGGGACCGGAGGCGUGUCAUCGAAUAUGUUUUUUCCGCCGAUGCCCUUCACGCCGGGAGUUCAGAGUGGGGCAAAGGACACCACCGGAAUGCCGCCGAGCAUGAUGGAUCCGCGAGCUCACCCGAUGAUGAUGGCGAUGAUGAGCGGGAUGAUGCCGCCGCAGAUGACGGCGCCGUCGAUGCAACCCACGCAUGGAACCGCGGGCGAUAUCGCCAAGGACGUCGCGACCGCGGCGACCGCCGCGAAAUGA